UGAAAUCUGUUUGUAACGUAUGGUUCCCGGCACCAAUAGAAAAUAGAAUAGAACCACUCCAUCUCUUUCCCAUGGAUGUCGUAAAAGACGACUAUGGGAUAGGCUUAUAAAUUUGGCAUUCUUCUUUUAGGGCUGUAGCAUUUUACUAUUUGAAUCUUAAUUCUAUCAUUAAGCCAAACAGAUGAACGUGGCAUAACAUACAUUGACAUGGACAUGAAUAUUGGCGUGAUAAUAAUAUACUUAUAUGUAUGUUGAAGUCUGUUUGGACUCCAUUUUUGCAAAUAAAUGUAUACCAAUUACACUCACGCCAAUAUCAGCGCAAUUCGAAUGGAGAAAAUAUGGGGUCAUCUUUGACUUUUACAUCGCCAGCAUAAAAUGAAGUCCAGAGAACUAAAGAAGUCAGUGGGAGUUCCCGCACGGUCGUCACACACGUUCGUUCGUUUCGUUUCGUACGUAUCAUGGCAUUGGUUGGCGGUUGGAUCAUCGGUUGGGUGAAUUCUUCUCUUGACGUUCAGUCAGUCAGUUGAAAUUAAUUAAUAUCUGUGGUUCAGUUGUUUCGUGCGGGGGCGGUGUGUGUCUCUAUAUUUAUUAAUUAUAAAUUUCGAGUAUUUUCGAACUUUGUAUUCUUUAAAUAAAAAGAGUUAUGUGAUAUCAAGCAUCUUAAAGAAAAAGUGUAAAUUUUCUAAUAAAUAUGAGUGAUAAAAAAGACGAGAAAAGGGAAAUUCGCGUCUGGUGUGAUGGAUGUUAUGACAUGGUCCAUUUUGGACAUGCAAAUUCCCUGCGGCAGGCCAAAGCUCUAGGCGAUGUACUCAUUGUAGGAGUUCACACUGAUGAAGAAAUUACUAAACACAAAGGCCCACCAGUAUUCACCCAAGAAGAGCGUUACAAAAUGGUCAGAGCUAUAAAAUGGGUGGAUCAUGUUGUGGAGGGUGCACCCUAUGUCACCACAUUAGAGACCCUAGAUAAAUAUCAAUGUGACUUCUGUGUACAUGGAGAUGAUAUUACUGUGACUGCAGAUGGAAUUGAUACAUACCAUUUGGUAAAAGAAGCAGGCAGAUACAGAGAGGUGCUAAGGACAGCUGGUGUAUCCACGACAGAUUUGGUGGGCAGGAUGCUGCUUCUUACCAGAGAACAUUUCAAGGGUGACAAACAGUACUCUGUGGCUCUGGAACAUUCUUCGAACCUCGGCACAGAUUCCACGGCGAGGUCCCCUUAUACAGGAUGUUCACAGUUCCUACCAACCACGCAGAAAAUUAUACAGUUUAGUAGCGGGUUGUCGCCGAAACCUACAGAUAGAGUUGUGUACGUGGCUGGUGCAUUCGAUCUGUUCCACGUUGGGCAUCUGGACUUCUUGGAGCAAGCGAAUGCGCAAGGGGACUUCCUCAUCGUCGGCCUGCACACCGACCUGGAGGUGAACCGGUACAAGGGCUCAAACUACCCCAUAAUGAAUCUUCACGAACGGGUGCUUUCGGUGCUCGCUUGCAAGUACGUGCACGAAGUCGUGAUCGGAGCUCCUUACAGCGUGACUGCUGAUCUGAUGGAUCAUUUCCGUGUGUCGGUGGUCUGCCACGGGAUGACGGCUACGGCACGGGACAUCGACGGGGCCGAUCCUUACGCCGUGCCCAAACAGCGAGGAUGCUUUAAAACAUUGGAUUCUGGAAAUACAAUGACCACUGAUGAUAUAGUGCAAAGGAUUAUUCGCCACCGGCUAGAGUUUGAAAUUAGGAACUCUAAAAAGGAAAAGAAUGAAUUGGAGAUUGUAAAUGCAUUGAAAAAUACCAACAUUAGCCACGCCAAACAAAAUGGCGACUGCGAUCAUAUCAAGAAGAAUGGUGAAGUAACUGAGGAGAGUUAAAUUGUAACAUAAAACAUUCAAUAGUUUGUAUGAGGGUUUUUGCUAUAUUAACUGUAAAUAAGAACGGUAUUAUAGCCAUAUUUUAAUCGCUGCGAUCGUUAGUUAAGUCAACGAAGCCCAAAAAAUGGUCUUUAAACCAACUAUGUAAUGCGAAGGACCAAUUCAUAACUGCAGAAGUAAGUCUUAUUACAAAUUAAAGGGUGUGUGUAAUAUUUGGGCAUACUGAUAAUUACAAUUAGUUACAGACGAAAACGUCGGUGGUCGAAUCGAUAAGAAGUGCCCAGGUAAAAUGCGUAAUGCGCAAAAAAGCUAGGUUCGAAUCCCACCUGGGCCAUGUACCAAUGACUAUUUUAGAUGUUAUGUAGCAUACACAUUACGUAACUUUAAAAACUAACCAAUGCUCUUACGGUGAGUGGAAACAUCGUGAGGAAACGUGCACAUUCAGGCAACUGAACAUGUAACCAUGAUCGAUCCAAUUUGGGUUGUGUUUACCUGCAAAGGUGGCGGAGGUCAAAUGAGAGUCGCUUCGUGUAAAAACAUAACUAGUUCAAUCCAGGAUCCAUGGUCAAAGGCAUACUCGGGGCUCCUCUCCAGAGUGGUGAGGAUACAACUGGGAAUAAAGCCAUGAGGAGAAGGACUGAUGAUUACAAAUUAGAAAACCAAUGGCUCUAGGUAUUGAUUUCUCAUUUGACAGUUAAUAUAGAAUAUCACUUAAUUUAAGAAUAUUUGAAUUACCAUAAUAACGAUAAUAAUCCUUUAUUAUUAUCGUUAUAUCGUUAUUCAAGUAAAUAUUUACUUUGUUGUAACCAACGAAAUUCAAAUGUUCUUGUAUUUAGUGUCACCCUAAAAUACGUGUUGGACUUGAAGGUUUUACUUUAUUUCAUUAUUUUUGUAAAAUGAACUUAACCUGCUAGUACCAAAUAUUUAUUUUUAUGUAAUAUUUAGAUGAAAAAAAUUUAAUAUUCAAUUGUAUUUAUGUUUUGGUUCCAAAUAUUUUGGCUGUAGUAAAUUUUUCUAGCUGUUUUUGGUAUCAAGAAUAGUAAUUCUUAAUUAUCUACAGAUAAAAAACAAGAAUAUGCAUGUGAUUCCAUAAAGAGAUUUGUCAAUUUAAUGGCGACAAUAAUUCUAAUUCAUCAUAUUUGCGUACCUCAAUUUAGUAUACCAAAUUUGGUUCCAAAGUAGAAUCUCUUUUUAUGGACACAUGGCAAAUACGAAAGGGUCUUUCCUAUAUUACACGUCAUUUCGAACUAUAAUUCUAAAUAAAAAAGACGUCAUAAAACAAUUCUAUACUUGAAUUACACUAUCAAAUUUGAUAAUAAAUAAUAAAACUAAUGCAUUUCAUGACAAUGAAAGACAUGCCAACAUUAAAGUUUGUGGUAAAAUCUUUAAGUUCGGACCUUAAACUAAACAUCACUAAAUGUAUACGUAAUAUUCCACAAGGACUUCUUAUAAACCUUAAGCAUGACACUAGCAUUACAGAUAAUAUUUGUUGCGUAGGAGUUUAAAAAAAAACUACGCAAAACAAUAUAAGGGCAUUUACAUUGUGAUAUAUACGAAAUAAUAGGAAAUAGAAAUAAUUAGCUGAAUAGUAGUUUAUUUACGUUUUCUCAGUGAUAAUUUUAAGGUUUUUUUCCUUAAUAUUUAUUCAGACAAAUACAAUUGUUUCACAGCCAUAGGCUUAUUCUCUGUGAAGAACAUGUUUAUCAAAUGUACCAUUUAGCCAAUGUAAUUACCACCGCCACCGUGAACAGUACUUGUACUUGGUGUUAUGUAUAUUUAUUUCAUUUCCCCAGUCUGUCUACAUAAUAUAUAUUUUAUUCAAAUGCCAGGUUUAUUAGAUAUAUUAUUAUUACACCAAAGAGUUAGAUCUCAUAACUUACAAUGAAAUCAAAAUAUUGUGUUUAACACAAACAAUCACGUUAAUGAAAUAACGGAAAUUCUGAGAAUAUAAGGAGGAGAGAAUAUAUAAGGAAAUAAUAUCAGUAAAAAGCUUUGCAUACAUUAGUUUUAGUCAAUUUUCUCGUUCAUAUUUUUUACGUUGUUUUACCGCCUAUUUUUUGUAAUGCAACAAAGUGAUUAAACAAAAAGCGAAACAAGUCUUAAUUUUUUACAAAAAAAAUCCUAACAUGGGAAAUCUAUUGUAACACAACAAGUAACUAUGGCUUGCGUUUGUUUUUACAGCUUUUGCCAUUCACUAAACCGUUUUAUAGCAUUCUGGGUGAUAUCAUAAAAAAUAUUUAUUCCGUUUUUAUUAUGUUAAGUUAUUGUUGUUUCGUUAAUGUUACUUAUAACAUUUUAUUAUUAUAGUGUGGUUGUUUAUAUUUUUAAUGUAUAUUUUGUUUUCUAAGUGUACUAUACAAUGAGUUUGUCGAAUCAAUAUUUACUAUCAUUAUGGUCUAUUAAUCAAUUUUCACUCAAUCUAUAAUUUAAUGUUAUCCAAAUUUAUAUAGUUGUUUUUUCAAAAUCAUUUCAUUCUUUCUUAAACUUUCUAUAACUUUUUAAAAGUAAAUUAUCCUAAAUCAAAUAAAAUAGGUUUAUUUAAAAAUUCUCUUUGUAAAUUAUUGAUAAUUGUAAAUUAAUGUUAAAUGUAGAUAUAAUAACCAAAAAUACAAGUUGAAAAUAGUUUACUUAUGUAUAUUUAUGUUUCCUAAAUGUGCAGUCAAAUUGUGUUUACCUACUAACUACCUUUUAAUGUGCUUAAAAGUAACUUUGAAAUAAUUCGUGUAGUUUAUCAUUUUAAUAAACACGAAAAUGGUAAAUAAAAUACCCUGAAAGAGAGUUGUUCUUUUUAGUAAAAUCUAAAAGUGAAACAAAAGCUUUUUUUCUAGUGUAGGUCUUACAACCAACAUUACUGUUUAAGUACCUUUUUGUCUUGUAUAUAAACUUCACAAAUUAUUUUAAUUGAUCACCCAUUGUGGGCUUAUUUUCAUAUGCUGUAAUGUGCUGUAUGAUAUUUACCUAUGUCAUAAUUACAAUUUAUAAUAACUAUUCGAAUGAUUAAUUAAUGAAUAUAUAAAAUAGUAUAGCUAGCUAAAAUAAAUAAUAAUCAAAAAGCGAUGUUUGUUU
This is a messenger RNA of Amyelois transitella, 4921 nucleotides long. RefSeq names its product ethanolamine-phosphate cytidylyltransferase (gene Pect). Bases 692 to 1855 code for a protein of 387 amino acids. Gene Ontology annotation, molecular function: ethanolamine-phosphate cytidylyltransferase activity. Gene Ontology annotation, biological process: phosphatidylethanolamine biosynthetic process. The record is from RefSeq and is a predicted model, not a curated record. Gene Ontology annotation, cellular component: cytoplasm. NCBI's taxonomy places the organism in Eukaryota, Metazoa, Arthropoda, Insecta, Lepidoptera, Pyralidae. The transcript has 8 exons.